This is a messenger RNA of Caenorhabditis remanei, 1668 nucleotides long. RefSeq lists its product as uncharacterized. Gene Ontology annotation, molecular function: hydroxymethylglutaryl-CoA reductase (NADPH) activity; protein binding. The transcript is spliced from 7 exons. Bases 1 to 1668 code for a protein of 555 amino acids. NCBI's taxonomy places the organism in Eukaryota, Metazoa, Nematoda, Chromadorea, Rhabditida, Rhabditidae. The record is from RefSeq and is a predicted model, not a curated record. Gene Ontology annotation, biological process: coenzyme A metabolic process; sterol biosynthetic process; isoprenoid biosynthetic process. Gene Ontology annotation, cellular component: peroxisomal membrane; endoplasmic reticulum membrane.
AUGGUAGCAAACCGGCGGAAGCUGAUAGAUUUUCUGCAGACAUGCAAUUUAUCGGAUGAAAAUUCCCGGAAAAUUGAGAAUUUCAUCAGCGAAAAUUACACUGAAAUUCUGGAAAAACCGAAACGAAAACCGUUAUUCUCUGUGGGUGAAGACGACGAAUCAGAAGAAUACACGUCGCCAAUCGUAGAGACGUGUGAGACGGGAAUUCAGUGUAAACGAGAAACAGAACUGCUGGAAAUCGACGCGGGAACUCGCAGUUUGGAUGAAAUUAACAGGGAUUGGAAAGAAUGUAAAACAGUGUCUCCUGGGGAGGCUGUUCGUUUAUUACGACGGGGAACUGCAAAGUCGAGAGAGCUCGAGUCAAGGUUCCCGGCGGAUCAAGCAAUUCCGAUUCGUAGAACUUUUAUCAACAAGAAAUUCGAUAAUUUGCCGUAUCUUGGCUAUGAUUACACAUUGGCUUCCGAAUGCUGUUGUGAGAAUGUGAUCGGCUACACCCCGGUGCCUGUCGGUGUCGCCGGACCCCUCACUUUAAAUGGAACAUCUGACAUUUAUGUGCCGAUGGCGACGACAGAAGGUGCUCUAAUCGCAUCGACGAAUCGAGGAAUGAAUGUGAUUCGAUCUGCUGGCGGUGUUCAAACUUCCAUUUUCAAUUCAGGAAUGACGAGAGCUCCCGUUGUGAAAUUUCCGACCGCUAGAGAGGCUGUAUCAAUGAAACGAUGGCUCGAAGAUCCGGUGAAUCAGAAGCUCGCUCGUCAAGAAUUCCAGUCAUGCAGUCGAUUUGCUAAGCUGAAAUCGAUAGAUGUCACAAUUGAUGGAAACUUGGCGUAUCUUCGUUUCGAUGCACACACUGGAGAUGCGAUGGGAAUGAAUAUGAUAUCGAAAAGCUGUGACAUCACAAUGAGAUUCCUUCUGGAAAAGUUCCCCGAUAUGCGAGUCCUUGCACUCAGUGGAAAUCUCUGUGUCGAUAAAAAAGCGGCCGCGAAGAAUUUCACCGAGGGGCGUGGCCGUUCGGUAGUCGCUGAAUGUGUUAUCAAACGAGACAUCGUUCUGAAGACACUCCGCACGACGCCAGAAGCUUUGGCCUAUUUGACGACUACAAAGUUGCAUAUAGGCUCUGCGAGAGCUGGAACCAUCGGUGGUUCGAAUGCACACGCUGCGAAUAUUGUGGCCGCAAUAUUCAUAGCCACCGGACAAGACGCCGCGCAAGUUGUCUCGUCGUCAAUGUGCUCGACACGAAUGGAAGUUACAGAAGAGCUGGAUUUAUAUGUGUCCUGUACGCUCCCGUGUGUUGAAGUGGGUACAGUAGGCGGAGGAACUAUUCUCGCACCGCAGAGAGCAUGUCUCGAAUCACUCGAGUGUGCUGGACCGAAUCAAGAGAAUCCGGGACAGAAUGCCGAGAGACUGGCUGAGAUUAUUGCGGCGACGGUGUUGGCUGGAGAGUUGUCUCUGAUGGCUGCACUGACCACGAAUGAUUUGGUGUCGAGUCAUAUGAAGUUGAAUAGAUCAAAACUUCAUUUGUACACCAACGAGUCGGGAAAACCAACGAAUUUCCAAAAAGAAGUCGAGAAGGCGGGAUCACUUCUGUCAGGAAAAGGGGGCGGAGUCGCCGGAGCGAUCAAAUUGAAAAAAUUGCCACAGGAUAUAGUUCAAUGCUCUAAUAUACUGUAG